This is a messenger RNA of Lactuca sativa (garden lettuce), 1309 nucleotides long. RefSeq names its product peroxidase 27. The record is from RefSeq and is a predicted model, not a curated record. Gene Ontology annotation, biological process: hydrogen peroxide catabolic process; response to oxidative stress. Lineage: Eukaryota; Viridiplantae; Streptophyta; Magnoliopsida; Asterales; Asteraceae. Gene Ontology annotation, molecular function: heme binding; peroxidase activity.
AUAAAACCAAAACUGUCUUUGCUUUCAUAAUCAUCAAUCCCAUUGUGUGUUUUGGAAGAAAUGGCAUACAAAAAACACAUUUCUUCACUUCUUCUUCAACUUAUUCUUCUUGCCUUUGUUUUUGUCUCUGCCAAUGGCAGUUACCUCAAGUUAGGGUUCUACCAAAAAACAUGCCCUAAUGUAGAGGCUAUCGUAGCAAAGGUGACUGCUGAUCACAUUUCUGUAGCUCCAUCUCUUGCAGCUCCUUUGCUCCGCAUGCACUUUCAUGAUUGUUUUAUUAGGGGAUGUGAUGGGUCUGUACUAUUAGACUCUACCAAAACUAACGCAGCCGAGAAAGUUGGACCUCCCAAUCUUUCGCUCAGAGGUUAUCAAGUUAUUGACGCUGCAAAAUCUGCAUUAGAAAAAGAAUGUCCUGGUGUUGUUUCUUGUGCAGAUAUCUUAUCUUUGGUAGCUCGUGACGCAGUCUACCAGAUUAAAGGACCAUGGUGGCCAGUUCCUUUAGGGAGAAGAGAUGGAAGAGUAUCGAUAGCAUUGGAGAGUUUAUCACUACCUGCUCCCUUUGGCAACAUUGCUCAACUCAAAGCACAGUUUGCCUCCAAAGGCUUGAGUGUAAAGGAUCUUGUAGUCCUUUCAGGAGGACACACUAUAGGAACUUCUCAAUGCUCUACCAUUGUAAUUCGGUUGUACAAUUUUACGGGGAAGGGUGACACUGACCCUACUCUAGACCCGAAAUAUGUACCUUUCUUGAAGAAAAAAUGUAAGCCCACCGACACCACCACACUGCUAGAAAUGGAUCCUGGGAGUUUCAGAACAUUCGAUGAGGAUUACUACACUAUUGUCAUGAAAAGGAGGGGCUUGUUUCAAUCGGAUGCUGCUCUUCUUGAUGACAAGGAAACAAGUGCAUAUGUAAAGUUUCAAGCACAAUCGCAUGGAUCCACGUUUUUUAAAGAUUUUGAAGAAUCGAUGGUUAAAAUGGGUCAAAUCGAAGUUCUGACAGGCAGCGCUGGUGAAAUCAGAAAACAUUGUGCUUUGGUCAAUUAAUUAAGUUGAUUGAUAUGCGUUUUUUUUAAGAAAUCGGCAAAUUAAGCUGAUGAGUGAUGCGUGGUUUGUUUUAAUUAAUAAAGACACCAACAAGAUGUUUGUGUCCGGUAUAUAUGUAGUUUGAUAUUGGUGCUUAAACAAAGUGAUUGUAUAUAUUUGGGAAAAAAAAUGUUUGAUAUACUAUAGAAAGAUGAUGCGAUGUAACCGUGUUCAAAUAUGAAGUUACGUUUUUCCUAAUCUUGCGUUAAUAAAUCAGAUUAUACCUGAA